This is a messenger RNA of Ciona intestinalis (vase tunicate), 1909 nucleotides long. NCBI's taxonomy places the organism in Eukaryota, Metazoa, Chordata, Ascidiacea, Phlebobranchia, Cionidae. The record is from RefSeq and is a predicted model, not a curated record.
AUUGACUAGCACCCGUUAUGGGACAAUAACACGCGCGAAGUCGUUCCUUUCAUACACAGACGAACAGGAAAUUAUGACAGGGCUUACUAAUUAAAACAUAAACACAAUGGCUGGCACCACAGCCUGUAGUAACUGUACAAGCAUGAAAGGUUAUUUAAUCUAAAGGAUUUUUUCCAAUUAAAUGUAAACAUGUUUUUAAACGUAAGUGUAUUUUUUAACUGAUGUUGUUUUGUCGCUACAUCCUGUAUUUUUGUUUAAAAUAUUUCUAAAUCUUCGCUACUGUAAUCGAAGAGACAAAUAAAGCUAUUACUAUUGUAGAUUGCACUAUAUUUAAAGGAUGGAUUCCUAUUUAGACGGCGAGAAGUUAAAAUACAGAUGGAUUGUGCUGUGCAUGGGAUUUCUCAGUAAUUUUCUCACUUGGGGAGUAACUUUUUCUGUCGGGGUGUUGUAUGCUGAAUGGGUUAGUUAUUUUGGAGCACCCAUGGGUGAAGUUGCUUUUGCUGGAGGAAUACCAGUUGCUGUUGGCUGUGGUUUAGGUCCUAUAUACGGAAUAUUGAUCAACAAGUUACAAAUAAGAACCUGUGGUAUAAUAGGAGGAGUUACAAUGUGUCUUGGUUUAAGUGUAAGUUACUUUGCACGCAACGUUAUUACUCUGUGCAUCACUUUUGGAGUCAUAGCAGGUUUUGGCUGUGGGUUGGCAUCGCUGGCUUCAUGCAGCAUCAUAAAUAAAUACUUUCUACGACAACGAACGCUCGCAGAAAGUGUGUGCGGGUCUGGUUUAUCAGCCGGUGUUUUCGCAAUGUCAGCGGUGCAGCGGUACAUAAUUUCAGAAUACACUUGGCAAGGUGCCAUGCUUAUUUUCGGGGGCAUUUGUUUGAACAAUACAGUAAUCGCAAUGUUUUUUAUUCCGCCACAAAAGUUGAACAUAUCAGAAGUACGCCCAAGUAAAGAAAGUAAUAACGAAAUUGGAAUUACUUCGAUAUGUAAUGAAGGUUCUAUAAAUUCACAAAGGGACAGCACAGCUGUUGACACAGAGUUAUCUUUUUUCAAACGAAGUAUCGGUUUAUACAGAAAUAUUACUUUCUUACGACUGAUAACAAGCCACUUUUUGGGUUGGUUGUGCUUAUUUAUUCCUUAUGUUCAUCUGGUUGAACGAGCUAGGUUAUCUGGUUUGGAUGAAAAUACCAGCGCAUGGGUGGCAGCUACCAUUGGUUUAGCUGGUUUUACCGGCAGGCCAAUUACAGGAGCAUUCUUUAACUAUGCUGAAGUACACCCGAGGAUUGCAUAUGCACUAAUUCAAAUUUUAUGCGGUAUAUCGGUUGCAGUGAGCCCGUUCUGGUCGAACAAGAUCGGUCUUUUUAUGUUUGCUGCUGCGUUUGGUUUCCUCAGCAAUGGUUACGGUCUGAUAAAAGCAUCUGCUGCCGUUAUGUUGGGUUGCAAUAAGUUUGUGGACGCUUUCAGCUGGAUGCUAAUGUUUGAAGGAUUAGGCGUAUUGUUAGGACCACCGAUGGCAGGUUGGUUUUAUGACGUGACACAAAGCUACGACUGGGGAUUUCGAGUAGCGGGAAUCGGCUUAAUUAUUUCUGGUUUAAUUCUGGUGACAAAACCUCGGGAUAACACAAGUGUAGUCAUCUCGACUACAUUAUAAUAUAUUGUGCAAACAGCAUACCGAAUAAACUAUAAUACCGUUUUUAAUUGUACACCUUUUAGCUAUGCUGCAAAUUCAAGUUUACAUAUAUUUGUAUUUCAAUAAUGUACCAUUUUGUGUAUUUUUGUAAUAGAGGUGAUAAUUAUGUAAUCUACAAGUGUUCGCACAAAACAUGCUAUUGUGAAUUCUCAAGCCGAUUCCUCCCUUAAUGGUACUGUGGUGUCUUUACGCGCACUUUUCUUGCAAUUACAUCUUAGCUGG